Homarus americanus (American lobster) is the source of this 640-nucleotide messenger RNA. RefSeq lists its product as uncharacterized. The annotation marks the transcript as partial. The transcript is spliced from 3 exons. The record is from RefSeq and is a predicted model, not a curated record. Lineage: Eukaryota; Metazoa; Arthropoda; Malacostraca; Decapoda; Nephropidae.
GACUCUAGGGGCCUGCAGGAGAUAAUGUCAACGACGAAGAAGAAGGCGACGACGAAGGAGGAAGAGGAAGAUCAGAAGGAGGGAGAGGGGUUGUCUGGUGGUGGUGGUCAUCAGUGGGGGGAUGAAGAGGCGUGGGGAGAGGGUGAUAGGGCGUGGUUUGACACCUCUAGUACCCCCCACGCCCACCUGGUGUUGAGGGAGGUCCGUGGACGUGAUGAGGGUACCUAUACUUGUAAGGUACACUUCAGGUCCUCUCCUUCAUGGUCUCAGAGAAUCACCCUCACGGUACAAGAUCCUGCAAGAUAUCCUAGGAUCCAGGAUGAGGUUGGAAGACGCCUGGAAGGACCCGUUGGCCCCUAUAAGGAUGGUGCUACAGUGAGGAUGGUGUGUCUUGCUGCCGGAGAGCCGCCCCCUGGCCUGGUAUGGGGCGGUGUGGGCGUGUCUGUGGGCGGGGCGUCACCAGUGGAGCGUGUGGGGGGCGUGGCCAAGACCCACCUGCAAUUAGUGGCGUCCCGGACAACAGCUGGCGCUACUGUUACCUGCUCCACCACUACCUCCCUCUCUCCCUCAAUCACCACCACUACCCUUCUCUCUCCCUCAGUCUCCAACAGUACCCUUCUCUCUCCCUCAGUCUCCAACA